Molecule: messenger RNA, 1684 nt
Organism: Saprolegnia diclina VS20
Lineage: Eukaryota; Oomycota; Saprolegniomycetes; Saprolegniales; Saprolegniaceae
Exons: 4
Coding region: 1-1380 (459 amino acids)
Source: RefSeq, a predicted model, not a curated record
AUGAGCAGUGACGGGCGCCGAGAUUCACUCGGAGACUUGCACGCAGCGGCGCACGCCGGUUUGCAGCUCCUGGCCUCCAACGAAGCACUGCAAACCACCGUGCACGAACUCGAGGCGGCCCUUCAGACCGCGCGCCUCGAGUGCGACGACUGGGCGGGCAAACACGAACUGUGCUGGAAACAGCGCUGCGAAGCUAUCUACGAAGUCAACUUCCUCCUCAAGACCAACAAGGAGCUGCAGAUGGAGGUCGCGCGGCUCAACGACAAGUGCGUUUGCCUCGAGCGCGAGGCCAUGAAGCUUGAGAACCGCCUCGUACACGCCGAGACGAGUUUACGCCGGUACGUUGUCGAGAAGAAGGAGCGGCGCACGAGCAACCCGAGUCUACUGGCGGAGAAGCGACGCUCAAACCAUGCGAUUGUGGCACCCGAGCCAUCGCCACCAAUCGACGUUGCCAGCGUCAUGGCACCGUACGAAGCUCGUUUGCGCAGCCUGGCCGCCGAGCUGGAAGCGUCUCGUGACGUGGAGACCAAGUACGCUGCGGCGACGGGAACCAUUGAGGACCAAGAGACCCAGAUCGAAGACCUGAAGACCCAGAUUGAGGACCAGAAACACCAGAUCGAGAACCUGCAAGCGCAGGCCGAGAGCAUCACGGCCCAAUGCGAGAGCUGGAGAGCGCAGAGCGAUAGCAACAAGGCACGCCUUAGUGGCUUGGAAGAGGAGCAGAUCGAGGAACGUGCGGUCUUGGCGUCGAUGCGCGAGUCCACGGAGCACCUCAAACAAAACAUCGCAGCUCUCGAAGAUGCUUUGGCCGAGGCCCAAAGACAAGCAUCGAUCAGCCAUGACUUGCGCGAUCGUCUCGUCGCAUUGCACGUAUGCAUGGUCGUGCCCAGCAACCAGACGGACGAACCAGAAUCUAGAUCUGACGACGAGACGCAGCGCUUGGCUGAAACACUUGACCACGUGCUGGAGCUUCUCAACGAGUUGAAGAACCAGCAGCCUCUCUCGUGGCUCCAGCGCCCCACAAUCCUGACGCUUCCUGGAGCCAACGACAACGCUGCUGAAAAUCAAUCCACGCCACUCGACAAGCGUACAUUGACGGAGCCUAUUCGACGCCUCAAGGAAGUCUACCAUGCUGCGUCCGAAGCGGACGUCAUGGGGCUCACCGAUUGGCUUCAUCAUGCGAAGCGAGGUACUGGCAUUGGUCGACCCUUCCGGCUGUACGAUCUGUCGCCAAACGAAGUGCACGGCGUCCUUACGCAGCUUAUGCCGCUGCUGCAACAACAGUGCGGUGUCGCGAUCCAAGCCCAACGCACCGACCGCGUCCUCUACAACUCAGAUCUCAGUUUGCGCGCGCAGACAACGGCAGAUACAAGUACAUGACCGUCCAAAUAGCCACCGUCCAACCCCCAACACGGUAGCAAGAAUUUGCAGCUACACAGCGCAGGUCAUGAGACCCAACGUUCAUAGAAAAAAUCGUCUAAAAUAGAAAACUAAACUCAACCCAAGUACGGCUUUAUUCUGCGAACCUUCCUACAGCGUGAACGUCAACUACCCCAAAUCGUUGAUCACUACGAUGUUGAUGGCGUCUCGCUCGAGCACCAAUUGAAUCUGAAUCUCAAGUCUGUCGUUCGAUCUCGUAUCCAAACGAGGUGAACCGUCUACGCAAUCUCGAACAACAUGACUA